CCGAGGCCCGGCAGUUGUCUGUUAUCCCUCGAGGGCUUCGGAGCUCGCCGUGCCCGUUGAGCGUCGCCGCCGCCGCGAUGAAGCUUCUCCGGUCGUUGUGGCCGUGGUAAGGGCUGACCUGCCUUGACUGGAAGAUGGCCGCGCCGCUACCCGCGGCUGCUACUGCUGCCUGGUUCAUGGCGGGGCCAGCGGGAGGCGGCGAGCGGGAGACGCGGGUCAGCCUUCCCCGGCCGCUGCUGCUGCCGCUGCUGCUGGGGGUCCUCCUCAGCCGGUGCCUCGGAGAACAACCCCCACGCGCCGCCGCCGGCGCCUCUGCCUCCUCCUCCUCGUCGUCUUCGUCGUCGUCUUCUUCCUUGUUGCCCGGCGCAUCUGACUCUGAGGAGACGGUGAUCAUAGGGUUGCGGCUGGAGGACACGGACGACGUCUCGUUCAUGGAGAAGGGGGUGCUACGAGUGAGCGAGAGGACCCGUGUCAAGCUGCGGGUCUACGGGCAGAAUAUCAAUAACGAGACCUGGUCCCGCAUCGCUUUUACGGAGCAUGAGCGGUGGAGGGAUGGAGAGGGCCGCCGUCCGCCCGCGGAGCAGGAGGAUGGCUCGGCUCCCAUCGGCUCGGCAUCCCCAGUCCCGCAACGCUGCGGCAUCCGCACCUCGGACAUCAUCAUCCAGCCGCACAUUACCCUCAACCGUCGCACCUCCGGGAUCAUUGAGAUCGACAUCAAGCCCUUGCGCAAAACGGAGAAGAGCAAGUCCUACUACCUGUGCACCUCCGUCUCCUCGCCUGCCAUCCUCGGAGGGCCCGGGAGCUCGGCUGGAGGCCCUAGUGGGGGAGGGAACAUCAUUGGUUCUGAUGGGGGUCCAUGGACUGAAACCACCUGGGUCUACCAUGAUGGUGAGGACACCAAAAUGAUAGUGGGGGAAGAGAAGAAAUUCUUGCUACCUUUCUGGCUUCAGGUGAUCUUCAUCUCCCUUCUGCUGUGUCUCUCGGGCAUGUUCAGUGGUCUCAACCUGGGACUUAUGGCCCUGGACCCCAUGGAGUUGCGUAUUGUGCAGAACUGUGGGACAGAAAAAGAGAGGAACUAUGCCAAACGCAUUGAGCCUGUGCGCCGUCAGGGUAAUUACUUACUCUGCUCCUUACUCUUGGGCAAUGUGUUAGUCAAUACCACCCUUACCAUCCUGCUUGAUGACAUCGCUGGUUCUGGACUGGUGGCUGUGGUGGUCUCCACCAUUGGCAUUGUCAUCUUUGGUGAGAUUGUGCCACAGGCGAUUUGUUCUCGGCAUGGCCUUGCUGUAGGCGCCAACACCAUCUUCCUCACAAAAUUCUUCAUGAUGAUGACCUUCCCAGCCUCUUACCCGGUCAGCAAGCUACUUGACUGUGUCUUAGGGCAGGAGAUUGGUACUGUCUAUAACCGAGAGAAACUACUUGAGAUGUUGAGGGUCACUGAUCCUUAUAACGACCUAGUCAAGGAGGAGCUGAAUAUCAUUCAAGGGGCACUGGAAUUGCGCACAAAGACAGUGGAGGAUGUAAUGACACCACUUCGGGACUGUUUUAUGAUUGCUGCUGAGGCUGUGCUUGAUUUCAACACUAUGUCUGAGAUAAUGGAGAGUGGCUAUACCCGUAUACCUGUCUUUGAAGGGGACCGCUCCAACAUUGUGGACCUUCUUUUUGUCAAGGAUUUGGCUUUUGUGGAUCCUGAUGAUUGCACCCCACUGAAAACCAUCACACGGUUCUAUAACCAUCCGCUGCAUUUUGUCUUCAAUGACACCAAGCUUGAUGCAAUGCUUGAGGAAUUCAAAAAAGGUAAAUCUCACUUGGCAAUAGUGCAGCGGGUGAACAAUGAAGGGGAAGGGGAUCCUUUUUAUGAAGUCUUGGGCAUUGUUACCUUGGAAGAUGUAAUUGAAGAAAUCAUCAAGUCUGAGAUUCUAGAUGAAACAGAUCUAUACACUGAUAACAAAACCAAAAAGAAAGUAGCUCAUCGGGAAAGGAAGCAGGACUUCUCUGCCUUCAAACAGACAGAUAGCGAAAUGAAGGUUAAAAUCUCACCACAGUUACUCUUGGCAAUGCACCGUUUCCUAGCAACAGAGGUUGAAGCAUUUGGCCCAUCCCAGAUGUCUGAAAAGAUCCUGCUAAGGCUUCUAAAGCAUCCCAAUGUGAUUCAGGAAUUGAAGUAUGAUGAGAAGAACAAGAAAGCCCCUGAAUACUACCUCUAUCAACGAAACAAACCUGUUGAUUACUUCGUUCUAAUCUUACAGGGGAAAGUAGAAGUGGAGGCAGGAAAAGAAGGAAUGAAGUUUGAAGCUGGUGCUUUCUCUUAUUAUGGAGUGAUGGCUCUCACAGCAUCGCCAGUUUCCUUGUCCCUGUCUCGUACCUUUGUUGUCAACAGAACAGAAUUAUUAGCAGCAGGUACACCAGCCGAAAAUAAAUCACCACCUCGCUCUUGUGGUUUGAAUCAUUCAGACUCUCUUAAGAGAGGGGAUCGCAUUGAUGCUGUGACACCAUCAAUAGGGAGUAGCAACAACCAGUUGAACUCCUCAUUUGUUCACGUGUAUGUUCCAGACUACUCAGUGAGAGCAAUCGCAGACAUUCAGUAUGUCAAGAUCUCAAGACAGCAAUACCAAAACGCCCUAAUGGCAUCUCGGAUGGAUAAGACACCUCAGUCCUCAGACAGUGAAACCACUAAAAUAGAACUGCCUCUUACAGAACUACAUGAUGGCUUGCCAGAUGAGAUGGCAAAUCUGUUGAAUGAACAGAACUGUGUAACUCACAACAAGUCCAACCACAGUAUGCACAAUGAAGGUGCCAUCUAGGAGCUGACACAAAGCAUCUCACUCUUCCUUUAACUUCCACCCUAGUCGUCUGUUCAGCAGGACCGGUCUUCAUCCCUUCCCUCCCUUCUACCUGACUCUGAAUACCAUUAGUAUAUGCUUAUUAAGCUGUGCUCUGAGACCAAAGACCUCAUGUCCAUUCUGGAAACAGGAAAAAAAGCCAGGAAAAAACAGGAGCUCAGAGAAUGAGACGGACACAGGAGUCUAAAAAGAACAACAAAUAUCUAAGUAAAACUUGGGGAUGAUGAGCCACCUUUCUGGAAUAAAUGGCAAAAUUCUUCCUAGUGGUUCAGAAUCCCACAGAAUCCCAGCUAUAUUGAUGAGUUCCAGGACCUUUCCAGUGAAGCUGUUAUACUGUUGUGAAUUUUACCCCAUACCUUGUUUGUCCUUUACCUUUUUGUUCUUCCCCUUCUUGAAAUGACAAACUGGUACUAGAAUGUAUUUGUUUUGUAAAGAAAGAUUGAAUGAAACUUCAGGACCCUCUAGCAUCUGUUGGGAAAUGGGGAGAAAAACUGUUUCCUCUCUGUCGAUCCUUUAAGAGAGGAGAUACCUUGGGGUUGUACAUUCCUUUCAACAAUCACAUUUCUAAAGUUCAAGAAUGUCAGAAAAUGUGAGGUGUGACAUAUGAAGAAAAGUGCUUGAUUUUUCAAAGACAGUACUUCUUAUUUAUUCUGGAAGGACUAAUGGUGGGUGGUACUCUCUGCCAUCUUUUGUGUGCUGAGUCCAUGCCUAAACCUAUUUUUAUUUUUAUUCUGAUGUGCCGUCAUAAUCAAUUUGCCCUCCAGGUUAAGAAAAGAUCCCACAAUAUAAUUAGGAUAGAAUCUAAGAAAUAUCAGUCCCCCAACCCCGAAAACCUUUUGUUUAAAGAUGCUGCUAUGUUGAUAGCGAAAGUAAAUCAUCCUAGGUGUACUGCACUUACAGAAAACGCAUUACUAUGGAUGGUCUAUAUCCUGUCCCCCUUUAGAGUUUGCAAAUAUAUUUCACAAUAAAUUCAGCCUGUGGUGGUGAUUGGGUGGGUAUGCAUAUAUCUGUGAAGGUGAGUGAUUGAGUAUACUAAGCUCGUGUUUUUAGUACCCACUUUUUCUGCCUUCAGUUUUUAAAGACUCUGUGCGACACCAGCAGGGCCUGAAAAAUGGACUUAAAAUGUCUUCAGAGUAUUCCCAGCUUCCAUUACCAUAGCAGGCUAAAUUUAAUUGGCGAGUAUUUGGGAGAGUGUUCCAUGAACUGUUUGGAUUACUCAUUUGAGCAACUUUGCUUGAUAAGAUUAUGGUUACCGGAGCCCUUUCUCGUUUGCAAGAAAGAAGACUGUGAAAGCUGAUUUCCAUUCAUUGCUUUCACACAGUGGUCUUUGGACGGGUUUCCAGAUUCUUGUAUACAAAGUCUGAUUUUGACUUGCAUCCUGAUUCCUAAUAUUUUGUAUUCCUUUUUUCUUUACGCCCUGCCAGAAUCUUGGCUGGUGGGAAUGCUUCAAUACUUUUACAUGGGUUAGUGUAAGAUGGAGAUGAGCUUCCUGUGCAAAUACUUUUUUAGGGAAUGUAUAUUCUUCAUCACCUCAAGAGCUCCUCAGGUGUGCUACGUUAAAUUUGUUCAACUAUUUUAAGGCUUCUCACUCAAGAGUUUAAUCUGCGAAAGAGAAACAAAUGCUAUAUUUCAAAAGAAGAAAAUGGAAUCAAGAUAUAUUUUUUUCAGUUUCUGUGUGUUGUGUCAGUACUUCAAGAAAAAUUCCUUUGAAGAGGCAUGGCACUUCCAGCUAUGACAGUUAAUAUGAUUGAAAAAUACAGACCUUUCCAUUUACUAGACAAUUUUUUUAAAGGUGGACUUCAAAAGAACUUGUUUUAUACCCAUUUUAUAAAAUAUCCACUGUCCUUGACAGCAUUUCUGUGCUAUUGGGAAGUGUUUAAGAAAGUAUAAUAAACUUUAGGAGACAUACGAGGCUAAAAUGAUUUGUCCUCCUUAUUGGAGAAGUGUUGCAGGAUUAAAUGUAAACAAAGCCAAAAUCCUCAAGGAACUGUAGUGUAGGCGGGGAAUCAUGCAGGCAGCCCCCCCCCUUAUGCCUCCAGCUGGUUGUCCUUCAUGUGACUGGUUAUGGUAGGGUUAGAUCAGAUGAAUGAGGGUUAGUGCAUGGCGUGAGGGGCUGCUUUUGUGAUGUUCUUGAGCAAGGGGGAUUUUUAUCUGAUUGUGUUCUACUAUUUCAUGCAACCAUCUUUCAAAAUACUGUACUUAAUUUUCCCAUAAAAUGUGUUGAAUUCUACAGUAUGUGAUAGUGCCUCAAAUAGUUACCCCAAUCUAUCACAACUAGUUCUUGUGAUGUUUUCCUUAAAGUUUGAACCCUUAUUUCAACAUCAUAUAUUAUGGAUUAGGCUUGGGAGAAACUUUGCAAAGCUUUGCAAGGGAAUGACAAUUUUCCACAGCUUAGAAUCUGGAGACUUCUCUGUUGUUUGUGGUAGAAUGAGUACCAUGUAUAUUUUUAAACAGUUCUCAGUCAAUAAGGUAAGGGUAAAGAUUCCCCUUGACAAUUUUUGUCCAGUCGUGUUCGACUCUAGAGGGCGGUGCUCA
Pogona vitticeps (central bearded dragon) is the source of this 5378-nucleotide messenger RNA. It is a transcript of the gene CNNM2, whose product is annotated as cyclin and CBS domain divalent metal cation transport mediator 2. The record is from RefSeq and is a predicted model, not a curated record. NCBI's taxonomy places the organism in Eukaryota, Metazoa, Chordata, Lepidosauria, Squamata, Agamidae. Gene Ontology annotation, cellular component: plasma membrane. Gene Ontology annotation, biological process: magnesium ion homeostasis; transport. Gene Ontology annotation, molecular function: magnesium ion transmembrane transporter activity.